This is a messenger RNA of Varanus komodoensis (Komodo dragon), 2189 nucleotides long. RefSeq names its product RAB, member of RAS oncogene family like 3 (gene RABL3). Gene Ontology annotation, molecular function: GTPase activity. The record is from RefSeq and is a predicted model, not a curated record. The transcript has 8 exons. NCBI's taxonomy places the organism in Eukaryota, Metazoa, Chordata, Lepidosauria, Squamata, Varanidae. Gene Ontology annotation, biological process: intracellular protein transport. The coding region runs from base 49 to 801 and encodes 250 amino acids. Gene Ontology annotation, cellular component: endomembrane system.
AUUGUAUGGGUCGAGCUGUGAUUGGUCUCUGCGGGAAUGGAAGGGUGAAUGACGAGUGCGAGCCGUUGGGCGGCCCAGCGUGAAGGGGAAAUGGCUGCGCUGGAAAGGGUGAAAGUGCUGGUUCUGGGCGACUCAGGUGUGGGGAAAUCAUCACUUGUUCACCUGUUGUGUCACAAUCAGAUGUUGGGAAAUCCAUCCUGGACUGUGGGCUGCUCUGUUGAUGUCCGAAUUCAUGACUACAAGGAAGGAACUCCUAAAGAGAAGAUUUAUUAUAUUGAAUUAUGGGAUGUCGGUGGCUCUGUGGGCAGUGCUAGUAGCAUGAAAAGCACCCGUGCCAUGUUCUACAACUCUGUUAAUGGCAUAAUUUUAGUACAUGACUUGACCAACAAGAAGUCCUCCCAGAACUUGUAUCGAUGGUCAAUGGAAGUUCUUAACAGAGAUGUCGCCCCUUCUGGGGUCCUGGUGACAAAUGGGGACUACGACCGUGAGCAGUUUGCUGAUAACCAGAUUCCACUGCUUGUUAUAGGGACCAAACUGGACCAGAUUCCAGAGGUGAAGCGCAAUGAUGUCUUGAGGAGAACUGCUUUCCUUGCUGAAGAUUUUGGUGCAGAAGAAAUCAAUCUGGACUGCACCAGUCCUCGAUACCUGGCGGCAGGCUCUUCCAACGCUGUCAAGCUCAGUAGAUUCUUUGAUAAGGUCAUUGAAAAGAGAUACUUUUUACGAGAUGGUAACCAGAUUCCUAGCUUCUCAGAAAAAAAAAGAAUUGGAAGUGGCUUUGUAAGGAAUCUUCACUACGACUGAUCCAUUACUUUACAUCCAGAGACUGUGGGAAAUGCUUUUACUGCAACAUUCCUGUUGUACUUCUGCUAAGCAAAAUUGGGUUCUUCAGCACAGAUAUGGACAAAAAUCCUCAAAUACAAGUUCUUGUGCAUAGAAGUACUUUUCGCUCCGAAAAGAAUCUGAGAUCUUCUGGACAUAGUGCAGUAAAUUCUCUGUGUGUCAAGCAUCACUGUAGGAUGUGAUAUUUCACAACUUCAGUUGUGUAUGCUUCCUGAAAGAUUUAUGAAUCCAUACUGCUCUCCAGGAUAGAGCAGAGCACUAAAUAUAAUUCAGGUAUUGAAGAUUUACAAACAUUUACUAAGCAUUAAGAUGCUGCUGAUGAAAUUAUUGGUAAAGAACCUCUGCUUAGAAAUGCUUCUGAGCAAUAAAGCAUUACUCAAAGACAAGAGAAAUCAGAGAAGAUUAACAAAAAAGGUUGAAACAAUGGUAUUGCUUAGUACUUUUAAAAAUAAAAAUGUAUGGAGAUUUAAUAUUAGCUUUAGUUGAGUUGUGCGAAAACAAGUUUUGCUGCUAUUUUACUCCCAAUUCUGCUGCUUUAUAAUGAUACCUUUUGAGCGAAUAUCCUGGAACUUGGCCUCCAUGAUACGUAAUGAGGUUUACAACUGAGCAAAAUUCAAACCACUCCAACAAAUUGCCACAGAUACAGCAUGUUAAAAAGUUCUGAUAAUUGACACAUCUGUCUUUUUAAUUUCGUGUUUCAACUCACCAUUUUUGUGAAAAGUGCAUAUAUUUUCAGGAAGGCUUAUCUGAGAGGUUUGCUUUGUUGUUAAGAUAUUAGCAACUUCUGGCAAGGUCAUGCUUGGUUUCUGUUUUUAGAGGGCUUCUUUGUGCAGUUAGUUAUGGAAUAAGUGAAUAUGGAAUAAGUUAGUUAUGGAAUAAGUGAAAUUGCAUGUUACUACACAGGUUGGGAUGCUUGUUUAGGGGAUGGGAUUUCAAUCCUUUGUCAAUUACUAGACUGCCACUCUGGAUCAGACCUCCCGGGUGCCUCCAAAUUUAUGCUGCCAAAAAGACAUUGGGUUGUAAUGUAAUUGCAGGCAUAGGACAAAGUGUUAAUACCACCAUUCCAGGAUCUGGAGUCAUAAGAGCUCCUAUGAGCUUAUAUUUGAAUACAGAGGGAGAACCCUACCUACAUCCUUAAAGUAUCAUGCAAUUUACCCUUGAGAUGAUGUUGGGAGGUAUGAGGAUGGGAUGAAGGGGAAGGGGAAGGCUCAGGACUUCACACAAAAGCCGCAGUGUGAGAGCCCUAUUCCUUCAACUUGUUUUCUUCGAUGCAGAAUCAACAUGCAAUUCUCAUUUCUCAUACGAGGGAGAUAUUCACAUAUUAUAAUAAAUUUGUGUUUGCACAUGUA